Molecule: messenger RNA, 138 nt
Organism: Paracoccidioides lutzii Pb01
Exons: 2
Coding region: 1-138 (45 amino acids)
Source: RefSeq, a predicted model, not a curated record
AUGGCAUUUCUAAAGCAGAAGUAUCAGAUUAAGAAUCAGCUUUCACAAGCAUGUUUUGAACUUAAGUUAGUCCUGAAACUCAGGGUUAUUCUGUUUGAAACCCUAGUUCCUUUAUCCUUUGCAAUUCUUAUCCAAUGA